AAGUGCCCGUGGUAGUAAAGCUCUCAGGAGGGUAACACAACAUUUCACUGCGCACUGGCAACUCUGGAUUUGACGUAUUAUUUUUAUUAAACCACCAUUUGACCGUGACCUGUCCCCGUCGGAGGAGGAAAAUGGUCACAAUGGACGAACUUUGUGAAAUGGAUUGCAGCGUUUUGAAGAGGUUGAUGAAGGACGACAGUGCGAAAUGUCUGCUUUUGGACUGCAGGUCGUUUCUGGCGUUCAGCGCCGGUCACCUCCGCGGUGCUGUAAAUAUUCGAUGUAACACGAUAGUUCGGAGGCGAGCGAAAGGCUCCGUGAGUCUGGACCAGAUUCUGUCCGGUGAUGAUGAAGCGAGAGUCCGUCUGAAAUCAGGGCUGUACUCCGCCGUGAUCUUGUACGAUGAGCGGACCUCUGAUACAAACACCAUGAAAGACGACAGCACGAUCACCCUGGUGCAUAACGCUUUGUGUAGGGACACGUUUAGGACAGAAGUCUAUCUGCUGAAAGGAGGCUACGACAGAUUUUCCACACAGUAUCCCGAUUACUGUUUGAAAACCAAAACACUGGCAGUGUCCAGCCCUCAGUCCAGUGUGGAGAGCAGCUGCACCUCCUGCGGAACUCCACAGCAUGACCAGGGUGGUCCUGUGGAAAUCCUCCCCUUUUUGUUUCUUGGCAGUGCCCUCCAUGCAUCUAAAAAGGACAUGCUGGAUCGUAUGGGCAUUUCUGCUCUGUUGAAUGUAUCUUCAAAUUGUCCAAACCAUUUUGAAGGGUAUUACCAGUAUAAGUCUAUCCCAGUGGAAGACAACCAUAAGGAGGACAUCAGCUCUUGGUUCAUCGAAGCCAUUGAAUUUAUAGACUCCGUCAAGGAUUCCAACGGUCGUGUUCUGGUGCAUUGUCAGGCUGGCAUCUCACGGUCGGCCACUAUCUGCCUGGCGUACCUGAUGAAGAAGAAGCGUGUGCGUCUGGAAGAGGCCUUCGAGUUUGUUAAACAGCGGCGCAGUAUCAUCUCCCCCAACUUCAGCUUCAUGGGUCAGCUGCUACAGUUCGAAUCUCAGGUGCUGGCCACUUCCUGUUCUGUAGAGGCCGCCAGCCCUUCUGCCACUCUCGGCCCCAAGUCUUCCUCCACCCCCACAUCGCCCUUCAUCUUCAGCUUCCCCGUGUCAGUAGUGAUGCACAGCCAGUCCAGCAGCCUCACCUACCUUCAGAGUCCCAUCACAACUUCACCAAGCUGCUGAUACAGCGCAAGACUGAAAAAAUUGCUCACAAACACCAGAAAGGGUGAAUUUUUCAGACGUUCUUCACAAUCAUGUGGUCAUUCUAGCUGAGCUGCACCCCAUUUUUUAUGACUUCACUGGUGACCCGUCCUCAUCUAACUCACCCUGCAGUCUCCACCGCACAUUAUUAUCAGAAGAAUAAAUCAUAAUAUCCUGUGGGGACAGUUCAUCUCCUUCAUUUCCUGUGCUUCACUUCCAAAGACUUCGUGACUGGCCGGCGGGGCUGGUGGGAAUGAAGAACAGGAGGUCCUUCGACCCUGACAAGUUCUUCACACUGCGUCUGAACUUCCCAUUUAUCACUUCCUCUCGCUGGCCUUCCUGAAUUCUUUUGAUAGAGAUGAUUGUGGCUUGACCUUUGGAAGGAAGUGUCUUUCAUCAAGUUGGUUUUGCAUCUGUCAGUGCCUUGUACAAAGAAGGUACACAGACACUUUCACAAGACGCUCACGUCACCGUUGUGUCAGACUGAUCGCGAACAAGACAUUCACACAUUUCACUCUGCAAUACAGAUCCGUUCCUGUCACAGAUCAGAGCAAUAACUUGAUUCCCCUUCCUUCCAGUCACCACCAAAGCACUGUAU
Molecule: messenger RNA, 1851 nt
Organism: Carassius carassius (crucian carp)
Lineage: Eukaryota; Metazoa; Chordata; Actinopteri; Cypriniformes; Cyprinidae
Product: dual specificity protein phosphatase 4-like
Exons: 4
Coding region: 132-1235 (367 amino acids)
Biological process (GO): protein dephosphorylation; endoderm formation; negative regulation of MAPK cascade
Cellular component (GO): cytoplasm; nucleus
Molecular function (GO): MAP kinase tyrosine/serine/threonine phosphatase activity; protein tyrosine/threonine phosphatase activity
Source: RefSeq, a predicted model, not a curated record